Lachancea mirantina is the source of this 1884-nucleotide messenger RNA. NCBI's taxonomy places the organism in Eukaryota, Fungi, Ascomycota, Saccharomycetes, Saccharomycetales, Saccharomycetaceae. The record is from the annotation of a GenBank genome assembly.
AUGGGCAAAUCAAAACGGAAAUCUAAGGCGUCCAGUAAGCGCCUUCAAACGGCUGGUAAAGCUGGAGGACUGGGGCCAAAUCGAGAAUCUGGAAAUCUCAGAAAGAUCCAGCCGCUUUUGAAACAAUUGGAAAGUGCAGUGGCCAAUGAAAGAGCUAUGGCUUUGGGCACGAUAUCUGUACUGUGUGAUGAUCAGCAUAUGCGGCAGAUGUUUCUUCGGGAGCGACUAAUUCAAACGGUUCUCAGCAGGCUUCUUACGGACGAAAACACAGAAAUUGUCGUGGAGUCGUACGGACUUUUGCGGAACUUGGCCAUUGAAGAGGGUUACGACGUUUGUAUCCACUUGUGGAGAUCUGAUGUCUGGACAAGUUUGAGCGCGGGGCUCGACAAAUUCAUGUCGUCACUGGCGUCGCUCGAGACCGGUCAAACACAGAACCAGGACCCAAAAAGCGUUCAUGCACAGACCCAAUCCGCUCGUCUCUUAUUCGAUUUCGGCGAAAAUCUGUUCUCUUUAACCGUGGCACUCGCCAAUGGGUCAGAAGACAUACGAGCCGCACUUAUGGAGGAAAAGAUCAAGAAAGUUUUGCAAUGUGUCACAGUGACUCUGACAUACGGUAUGGUACCUCAAGAGGAGCUUCGUGUUGGUCUGCGGAUCACGUUAUCUCUAUUUAAUGCGAUUUUGGACCUGAUCUACGACUUAAGCUCUCAGUCAGGUGAUUUUAUCGAGAUGAUACUUGGCGACUCUUAUUUGUCCGAGUUUAUCAAAUCUUUGCCCAGCUUGCUCUUUACAAACGCGAACGAGCUUACAAAUGUGCUCAUCCAGGGAAUACAUCUCCAGCUUUUGGAAGAAAAUGCUACGGAUGAGCAGGCAAAUAUGAUUAUCUCCAAAGUCUGCGCGUCUAUCGAACAUAUUGACUUGCCAAACAUGGUGAGUGAUAUGUCUAGCGUAGAUCAAGACAAAGAUCUAGCCAACGCAGGUAACGAAUCCGUGGCAACAAAGAUAAAAGCGCAAACAAACGUGCGUGCGGCGGCCGCGGUAAGGUUCCAAAGCAUUGAAUAUUCUCUAGAUAUCAUAACCGCCGCUAUGGAGAUAGUCGCGGCUCAAUUUGAAGCCUCUGAUUUACCCGUAUGCAAUUCGCUUCAAACCACUCUCACUACUCUGCUACCUAAAUUAUUUCAGACUCUGUAUGCGCAGUUUACGUCGCGUGUUUUGAUCGGAUGGAACAACUUAUUGUGGCUAUUCCUAACAUUGCAUAUCAAUGUUUUUGACUUGCAGAAUGAGCCCUGGAGAGGCUUAUGGGCCGCACUUCCUACCACCAGUACCUCAUCUGACGAUGAUCUUUUUAGCAUACGAGUAGGCAGGAUUGGGGUCACAUGGGCGUUACUCAAGACAGCACACAGUCAGCAAGAUGCAUCCGCCUGCUUGGCCAUCUUAGGCUGCGCCACGAGUGAGUUCGUGGCCGGUGUCAUAUCCGAAUACAACAACACUGAGAGCUUAGACAUAUCUGACGUUGAGCACUUGAGACAAAAAUGCGUUGGUUUGUUAGGAGUACUGUCGCUUUUCCAAGGGCAAGUGGAGCUGAAUCGCCAAAUCGGUCACUUUUUCAUGGAGCAGUUGGUGUCCAAUGAUAAUGGUGCGCCUGUUCUUUUGGAUUUAAUGGAUGCUUUCAUAGACACUUACUCCGAUGCGAAUUUCGAUUAUAAUGAGCCUGUCUUUGUGCAAGAUAGGUUCCUUUGUCACCUGAAAGAGAAAGUUAUGCCAAACUUAAGGAAUUGCUUCAAGUUUGUUGACAAGAACAAAAAUCCUGAAUUGAAGGCCCGAGUUCAGGACGCCUACAAUGUGAUGGAAAGUUUCGUCCGUUACAAAGAAAUAGAAAGUAGUUAG